This is a messenger RNA of Prosopis cineraria, 3015 nucleotides long. Its product is annotated as glutamate receptor 2.9-like. The record is from RefSeq and is a predicted model, not a curated record. The coding region runs from base 4 to 2880 and encodes 958 amino acids. Gene Ontology annotation, molecular function: glutamate-gated receptor activity. Gene Ontology annotation, cellular component: plasma membrane. The transcript has 5 exons. NCBI's taxonomy places the organism in Eukaryota, Viridiplantae, Streptophyta, Magnoliopsida, Fabales, Fabaceae.
ACGAUGAAGAAGCUCGUGUGCCUUCUGCUCUUCCUUAUCUGGACUCUUGCUUGUUUCCUGCGCGCAGCAGUAGCUCAGACCAGCGAAACCGUGCCGGUGAAAGUAGGAAUCGUACUUGAUCUUUCGUCUUCCACGGCGAAGAUGGGGCUGACCUGCAUCAACAUGUCCCUCUCUGAGUUCUACGCCUCUCAUUCUCAUUACAAAACUAGGCUCGCUUUCUUCGUCAGGGACUCCUCGAGAGACGUCGUUACUGCUGCUGCUCGAGCUAUCGAUCUCAUCAAAACAGAACUAGUGCAAGCCAUAAUAGGACCAUCGACAUCAAUGGAGGCCAACUUUGUGAUCAGUCUUGGAGCGGAAGCCCAUGUGCCCAUCGUAACCUUCUCGGCAACGAGUACUUCUCUUGCUUCUCUGGGGAGCCCAUACUUCUUUCAGAUUGCACACAACGAUUCGGCUCAAGUAAAUGCAAUUAGCUCAAUCGUGCAAGCUUUUCGGUGGAAAGAGGCAGUGCCCAUUUACGUGGACAACGGUUAUGGACAGGGGGUCGUGCCCUUCUUAAUUAAUUCUCUUCAACAAGCUUAUGUUCGAAUCCCAUAUCAGAGUGCCAUUUCACCUUCAGCCACGGACGAAGAGAUGAAAACAGAGCUCAAAAAGUUGAUGACCAAGCAAACCAGAGUGUUUGUCGUGCAUAUGCCCACCAAUAUUGGCACUCGUCUCUUCCCCAUAGCAAAACAGAUCGGUAUGAUGAGCAGAGGCUAUGUUUGGAUAAUAACCGAUGGUUUGGGCAAUGCGUUGAAUUCCUUCGAUUCCUCAGUCAUAGAAUCAAUGCAGGGAGUAUUGGGUGUGAAGAGUUAUGUUCCUAAAACGAAAAAACUCGAUGAUUUUAAAGUCAGAUGGAAAAGAAGGUUCGCACAAGACAAUCCAACCCUUGCGAGCACAAAUCUGAACGCGUUUGGGUUAUGGGCUUAUGAUGCAACCACAGCUUUAGCCAUGGCUGUUGAGCAGGUCGGCACCCGCAAUCUUGGGUUCGAUGCGAGUAAUGAUUCGGGAAAUUCUUAUGAUCUUGAAAGUCUGGGAGUUUCACGAAAUGGGGAAACGCUGCGUGAAGCCUUAUCCAGAAUCAGAUUUAGAGGCCUGAGUGGAGAGUUCAAAGUUGUUGAUGGACAAUUGCCAGCAUCAACGUUUGAGAUAGUAAACGUGGUUGCUAAUGGGCAAAGAACCAUAGGAUUUUGGACAUCACAAAAUGGACUUGUCCGAAAUCUCAAUUCUACAUCAAAGAAGGAUCUAGCAGCAGUAAUAUGGCCAGGGGAUACAAAAUCUAUUCCAAGGGGUUGGGAAAUCCCUAUAAAUGGAACAAAGUUGAGGGUAGGCGUACCAGUGAAAGCAGGUUACACGGAAUUUGUGAAGGCGACUUUUAAUCCAGCCACAAAUCAAACAGAAAUCACUGGAUUCUGCAUCGACGUGUUCAAGGCUGUGGUGCGUGCGUUACCGUAUGAACUGCCAUAUGAAUUCAUCCCAUUUCCUAAGAUGGAAGCUGUGAUUAGUACAACUCCAAUAUACAACGACCUCAUCACCCAAGUAUAUUUAGGGAACUUUGACGCGGCGGUGGGGGAUGUGACGAUCAUAGCAAACAGGUCCAACUAUGUGGAUUUCACUUUGCCGUACACUGAAUCUGGCGUAACAAUGAUAGUUCCGGUGAAAGACAAGAGGAAGAAGAAUGCGUGGGCCUUCUUAGGGCCAUUGACUUGGGAUCUUUGGGUGACAAUGGCUUGUUCCUUUGUAUUUAUUGGGUUCGUUGUGUGGGUGCUUGAACACCGAAUAAACGAACAUUUCAGAGGGCCUCCGUCGCACCAGAUUGGCACCAGCUUAUGGUUUUCUUUCUCGAUCAUGGUUUUUGCCCAUCGAGAGAGAGUGGUGAGCAACUUGAGUAGAUUUGUGGUGAUCAUAUGGAUAUUUGUAGUUUUGAUUCUGAUUCAAAGUUACACUGCGAGUUUGACGUCGCUCUUGACGGUUGAACAGCUUACCCCAACUGUGGAUGACGUGAAUCUACUCAUAAAGAAUAGACUGAAUGUUGGUUAUAUGGAAGGUUCUUUUGUGUAUGGAGUUUUGAAGGAUAUGGGUUUUCAAGAUUAUCAACUCAAAAUUUAUAAUUCCAUUGAAAGUUUCCAUAAAUUAUUUGAAAGGGGAGUUGAAAAUGGUGGAAUUGCUGCUGCGUUUGAUGAAAUUCCAUAUGUAAAACUCUUUCUUGGGAAUUAUUGCUCCAAGUAUACCAUGGCCGAUCCAACUUUUAAAACUGGGGGCUUUGGCUUUGUUUUCCCAAAAGAGUUUCCUCUUGUAGCUGACAUUUCUAGAGCAAUCUUGAACGUGACACAAGGGAAUAAAAUGAAAAGACUAGAGAGUGAAUGGUUCAAUGGAAAUAAUUGUCCAGAUUCCAAGGCCUUGGUUUCCUCAACUAGCCUUGGCCUUGAGAGCUUCUGGGGCUUAUUCCUCAUCGCAGGACUUGCUUCUAUAUUAGCACUCAUCAUCUUCGCGGUCACAUUCCUAUACCAAAAUAGAAAUAUUUGGUCACUCUAUAAUCCCGGCGCAUCAAUAUGGACGCGAAUAAAGAUGUUGGUAAGGAUUUUUGACCAAAGAGACGAGAGCUCUCACACUUUCAAGAGAAAGGAAGACAAGAGUGAAGCUGCUAGCACUCAUGGGCCAAGUGCAAUGGAGGCGUCUCCAACAUCACAGUGUCCCCCAAGUCCAUCAAGUGAAGCUGAAUCUGAUUUUUCCUUUAAUGGAGACGGUGCAGUGUGUUCUGAAGAGUUCAAUGAGGCUUAUCCAAAUAGCUUUCUGCCUCAAAACGUGGAGAUAACCGUCCGGCAUUGGAUACAGCCUACUUAACUAAGGUUGUUGUCUUUAACAUGACAGACAUUCUCGUAACUGUACAAUCAUCAAUGUAGCAAUCAUUAUCAUGCGGAUUCUGAGCAUCAUCUAGUUAGACAAUAUAUGUGUAAAUAUAUUCACAAGACCAUGGCA